GAACCGUGGAUACACGGCAAUAAAAUCUGCAGACUUGGAAUGAAGGGCUUUAAGCUUAUUGCCGCACAAAAUGCAGCUUAGUGACGGCGAUCUGGUAGUGGCAAGCAUUGAGCUGGACAAAACCAGCUUUUGGGUAGCCUCUGCCUACAUGGCCCAUGACAAGUACGUGCCACCAGAUGGGUUUCGGACCUUGGCCGAGGAAGCAGCCUUCAAGAACAAACCACUGGUUGCCUCCUGCGACGCUAAUGCCCACAACUUGAUGUGGGGGAGUACGAACACGAAUGCUAGAGGUGAGUCGUUACUAGACUUCAUUCUAGGGAACAAACUUAGUGUCUUGAAUUUAGGCUCAGAGCCGACCUUCAUAACAAAGAGUAGAGAGGAAGUUUUGGACAUAACUCUGGCUUCAGAAUAA
Messenger RNA from Rhagoletis pomonella (apple maggot), 412 nucleotides. RefSeq lists its product as uncharacterized. NCBI's taxonomy places the organism in Eukaryota, Metazoa, Arthropoda, Insecta, Diptera, Tephritidae. Gene Ontology annotation, molecular function: catalytic activity. The transcript has 2 exons. The coding region runs from base 71 to 412 and encodes 113 amino acids. The record is from RefSeq and is a predicted model, not a curated record.